This is a messenger RNA of Pterocles gutturalis (yellow-throated sandgrouse), 723 nucleotides long. Its product is annotated as PR domain zinc finger protein 4-like. The transcript has 7 exons. Gene Ontology annotation, cellular component: cytoplasm; nucleus. Lineage: Eukaryota; Metazoa; Chordata; Aves; Pterocliformes; Pteroclidae. The record is from RefSeq and is a predicted model, not a curated record. Gene Ontology annotation, molecular function: RNA polymerase II cis-regulatory region sequence-specific DNA binding; DNA-binding transcription factor activity; histone deacetylase binding. Gene Ontology annotation, biological process: cell fate commitment; regulation of transcription by RNA polymerase II. Bases 1 to 723 code for a protein of 240 amino acids.
AUGCGUCGCGAUGGCUGGGCAGAAGUUGGUGCAGAUGCAUUCAGGCGCAGAGGGUGUGAGGAUUGUGGUAAAAGCCUUAUAGGAGAAUGCAGACUCCACGGACCACUCAUCAGGGCUAAAGAUAGAGUUAUUCCUAGCCGAGCCCGUCUCACCCUACCUCAUUACCUCACUUUGCGAGUGUUGGAGCUGCGAGCUGGAAACCAGCAGAUCCUUGGAGUAUUUGCAAAGAAAGUAAUACAGAAGAGAACACAGUUUGGUCCUUAUGUUGGUCAACUGUCUACAAAAUUGACCCGCUAUGAUGAGAGCAGGCUAGUCCUGCAGAAAACAUACUUCUCUAACAAGGUUGCCAGCAUAGAUGAGCUUAGCACCCAGUUCCUUCCUCUUCACCAAGCCAUUGUAAACCACACCCUAUCCUCUGUCAGUCAGCCCUGUUUGCUUAAAAGUAUACAAGUGAUCUAUUUCAAAACAACCAUGAUUUCAAAGGAUGUAUUGAAAGAUGGAGGGAAGUACUUUCUGGACACUCCCAAUGAAGACUGUGGAAACUGGAUGAUGUUUGUCCGGCUAGCCCGGAACCAAGAAGAACAGACCCUUGUGGCUUAUCAGCACUGUGGAGAAGUCUACUUCACAACUGUUAAGGCUAACCCUUUUACAGAUGAAAGAUUGAUUAUAUUCUGCCAACUGGAUCUUUAUUACAUACUACCUUUUAUAUCACUUAAUCCGUAG